This is a messenger RNA of Solanum stenotomum, 725 nucleotides long. RefSeq names its product succinate dehydrogenase assembly factor 1, mitochondrial. Bases 185 to 487 code for a protein of 100 amino acids. Lineage: Eukaryota; Viridiplantae; Streptophyta; Magnoliopsida; Solanales; Solanaceae. The record is from RefSeq and is a predicted model, not a curated record. The transcript is spliced from 3 exons. Gene Ontology annotation, cellular component: mitochondrion. Gene Ontology annotation, biological process: mitochondrial respiratory chain complex II assembly.
CCUACUACUAAAAAUAAGGGACCAUUUUUGUUAUUUUUCUUCACCUUCCCCACAACGCCUCAAAUUUUCUGGUUUUCGUUCAGUUCGGCCUGAGAAGGAAUUUCUACCUCAACGAUGGCGGAAUAAACAAAGGAAUCCAUAAGUGCCAAAUCCAGAAUCCGUCCCUGCUCGUCCUGAAGAUGCAAUGGGAGCUUCCAGUGGACCAAGGCGGCUAUCUGGUAUGCAGAAGCAAGCACUUGCUCUAUAUAGAGGAUUCUUAAGAGCAGCCCGCUCCAAGCCUGCUGAAGAGAGGAGGCAAAUCGAGUCAGUUGUAUCCAGUGAAUUCCGCAAAAAUUCCAAGCAAGUUGAUCGUAAGAAUUUUAUUUAUAUCGAGUACUUACUUCGUCGUGGUAACAAACAACUUGAUCAACUCAAAAGCCCUGAUACAGUUGGAUUGUCAUCAUUAAGUGUUGAUUCUUCUUCACAAACAACAGGGUAUUACUACUAGGAUUCAGAAACAUUUAUAUGGCGUUAAAGGGGAUUUUCAUUGAGGCUCGAGAGAUUGAAUAGAUUACAUUUACUUUUCUUCAAUAAAAAUUCAAGCUCGACUUGAUAGUGUAAAAAUUCUUUAGAAAAAAUCAUGCAUAUCCCAUGCUUGAAUGAUAGUUUUUGUAAUAGCGGAUUGUUUCAUAAUGUACGAUAACAUGUAAUAGGUUAGCAUUUUAUCUAUUCUACUUUUCUUCAAA